Balaenoptera ricei (Rice's whale) is the source of this 531-nucleotide messenger RNA. RefSeq names its product PEST proteolytic signal-containing nuclear protein-like. The coding region runs from base 1 to 366 and encodes 121 amino acids. The transcript has a single exon. The record is from RefSeq and is a predicted model, not a curated record. NCBI's taxonomy places the organism in Eukaryota, Metazoa, Chordata, Mammalia, Artiodactyla, Balaenopteridae. Gene Ontology annotation, cellular component: nucleus. Gene Ontology annotation, biological process: protein ubiquitination; proteasome-mediated ubiquitin-dependent protein catabolic process.
AUGGUGGACGGGAAGGCGGGAGAGGAGAAGCCUGAGAAGCUGCAGCAGACGGGAGCCGCAGGAGGAUCUGAAGAAGAAGCAGAAAAACCCGUGGAAACUAAGACUGUUUCUUCCAGUAAUGGAGGGGAAAAUUCCAGUUGCAGCGCUGAAAAGCGAUCAGCUGAAGAAGCUGCAGACCUCCCAACAAAGCCUCCAAAGAUCUCCAAGUUUGGAUUUGCCAUAGGUAGUCAGACAACAAAGAAAGCCUCAGCCAGAUCCAUCAAACUUGUCUCAAGUAAGCCUAAAGAAACCGUUCCAACUCUUGCUCCAAAAACCCUUUCAGUAGUAGCAGCUUUUAAUGAAGAUGAGGAUAGUGAACCAGAGUAAAUGCCUCCAGAAGCAAAGAUGAGGAUGAAGACUAUUGGAAGGGAUACACCAACAUCAGCAGGACCAAAUUCCUUCAAUAAAGGAAAACAUGGGUUUUCUGAUAACCAGAAGCUAUGGGAGUGAAAUAUAAAAUCUCAUCUUGGAAAUGUUCAUGACCAAGACAAU